AUGCGGGGAUCUGUUGAUGUCCAACUGUACUUAAGACACCCCGGUGGCCUGUUGUUCUUCAAUUGUAUUUUAUGCUCCAGAAGAUACACCAUGGUAGACCAAGUUGACCAAAAUAUUCCUAUUCCUUUGUGGUUGGACUGCGAUCCUGGCCAUGAUGAUGCCUUCGCGAUUCUGAUUGCCGCUCAGCAUCCAUCGUUAAACCUUCUUGGAAUCAGUACUAUACACGGAAAUGCAUCGUUGGAAAAGACAACUGCCAAUGCGGGUAGUGUUUUGGAAGCGAUCGGCAAGCCAGACAUUCCCGUCUAUCCCGGCAGUAAUAAGCCAUUCUCACGACCUGCCAUUCAUGCCCCUGAUAUUCAUGGCGAAUCUGGCCUUGAUGGGACUGACCUUCUUCCAAAGGCUAGUAGAGCACCUAUCACUGAUAAAAAUGCCAUUGCGGCCAUGAGAGAUGCUCUUCUUGCACAGCCCAAAGGAACUCCUUGGGUAGUUGCAACUGGCACCUACACAAAUGUCGCAUUGCUGUUUGCGACUUUCCCCGAGGUGGCUGAGCACAUCCAGGGACUGAGCCUUAUGGGUGGCGCCAUUGGGGAUGGAUUCACCGAUGCACCCAUGAGCAGACUUCCAGGCGAAAAAUCUAGGAUUGGAAAUGUGACGCCAUGGGCUGAGUUCAAUAUCUAUUGUGACCCCGAAUCAUCAGAGUCAAUCUUUAGCAAUCCUGUUCUUGCACCCAAGACCACUAUCAUCACUUUGGAUCUCACUCAUCAGGUUUUGGCCUCACAGGCCAUUCAAACUCGCAUCUUGCACGGCUCAACUGAAUCGACGGGAGAGCCUACUAUCCUUCGGCAGAUACUGCACGCGCUUCUCACUUUCUUUGCAGCCACAUAUGAGAAAGCAUUUGGAUUGACUACUGGACCCCCACUACAUGAUCCUCUUGCAGUGGCUGUGAUCUUGUCGACUCUGAAUCCAGUCUUUGCCAAAAAGCAUCCGAACCAAGCUCUUGCUUUUGAUGAUAAAGGUGGCGAACGAUUUGCUCUGAGCAUAGUCACAGAUGGACGCCAUGGCAAACAUGUAUCCGAGACUGGCCAACUGGGGCGCUCGAUAGCCGUCCCUGUUGAUGGUCCGGGUGUUGCUGUUCCCAGGGGAGUUGACCUAGAAGCUUUCUGGAACAUGAUCCUAGAAUGUGUCCAGCUGGCUGAUGACUGCAAUGUUGCGCGCAAGGCCUGA
Molecule: messenger RNA, 1224 nt
Organism: Penicillium paradoxum
Lineage: Eukaryota; Fungi; Ascomycota; Eurotiomycetes; Eurotiales; Aspergillaceae
Product: uridine-cytidine N-ribohydrolase
Exons: 5
Coding region: 1-1224 (407 amino acids)
Biological process (GO): purine nucleoside catabolic process
Cellular component (GO): cytosol
Molecular function (GO): purine nucleosidase activity
Source: RefSeq, a predicted model, not a curated record